CUUUGAAGGCUAUGAAGGACAAUCCGUGCAAAAAAAAAUGGCACAGUACUCACUCUGGGCUUCAAUUUUAACGAAUUUUUGACAUUUCCACAUAACUGAAAAGUCAGUUAAUUUCUGCUCCACAAACUGAAACAAUGAAAUCCAAGUCACCCCCACCACUGCCGCCACCGUCGUAUCUCCGCCGCAUCAUCGAUUUCGACACCGCAAUCUCCCACCGUAUCUACACCCUAACACACCCAAUCCUCCCAUACUACUUCCUCAAAACCCUAGAAAUCUCCGGUGACGGCUUCCUCUUCUUCCCUAUAAUCCUCUCAUUACUCCUCUACCCUCUCGCUUUCUCCAACAACAACACUAAUUCCAACAACAUUUUCCUAAUUAACUUACUCUUAGGUGGAAUCCUUGACCUAAUCGUAAUCGGACCAUUAAAACACCUUAUUCGGAGGCCCCGACCCGUUUACAAUAAGAACAUGUUUGUUUCCUUUUCUGUUGACCAUUGGUCUUUUCCUAGUGGACAUUCAUCUAGGGUUUCAAUGAUUGCUACUCUCUUUUAUCUUAAGUCUGAUUUCGUUAAGGAUGUUUUGGUUCAGCUUAAGUAUGAUUUAUUUGUGGAUUAUUUGAUGCUUAUUGUGAUUGGAUGGGCUGCGACGACGUCGUUAUCUAGGGUUCUACUUGGACGGCAUUUCGUUUUCGAUGUUGUUGUUGGUGUGUUGUUGGGUGUUGGAGAAGGGAUCUUUGUGCUUUGGGUUUUCAAUUAUGUUGCAUUGACCUCAUUCUUCACAAAGUUGUAAGCUUUAUUAUGUAUUCGUUAUAUGAAUGAAAUUUGUUUCAAUAGCUAGCUCUCUAAAUGCUUUAAUGUGUUAAAAACGACAAAUUAUUGAGUAUUAGAAUGAGACGGGUUCAAAGAUCGAAAUGGAUAUAUAGAUUCUUAUAACCGGCCCCGAUUAAUUAGGUAUUGAGGCCGAAGAGUAGUUGAUUUUGUUGUAUUAUGCUUUGCUGUGGUUGGUGAUCGGAUGGGCCGCAACGACCUCGUUAUCUAGGGUUCUACUUGGACGGCAUUUCGUGUUUGAUGUUGUUGUUGGUGUGUUGUUGGAGAAGGGAUGUUUGUGUCUUGGGUUUUCAAUUAUGUGUCAUUAAGCUCAUUCUUCACUAGACAAAGUUGUAAGCUUUUAUUCCUUAUUUGUUGUCAUUGUUGAUGUAAAACCUAAGCGGUCCAUCUAACAUAACUCUAUGACUGGUUUAGGUCAGAGCAACGAGUUCUAGUAAUUAAAUGUAGUUCUCGUAGGUUUUAGGCUUUUAGCUAUCAUGGAAAAGCGACUCAGUCGAUAGAGUGAGGAACUUCUCUUCUUUUACUCUUGUGCUUUCCUGUGGGUAUUGAAAAGUUAUUGUCAACUUAGGGUCUUAAAAACAAUAUCUAAGAUAAUAAGGGCUUGUAUAAACCUAUUAAACCUGUCACUAUAAUACUCUGUUAUAUCCUGGGGUCAUCUCCUUGUUAUAUUGGUAAUUGUUUUGCCUCUAGUUGUGGUAUGUUCUGAUAUGUUCUGAUUGAGAGAGGGAAAAGGGAAGGUUGUCCAUUCAAACUUAUAAGAAGUGACAAGGAGCAGAAAGGUCUGCACUUAUGUUCUUACGUUGGAGUCUAUCCCUGUAGACGUUCAUAUUAUGUACAAUUUUUCUUCUAAAUGGUUAGGGAUUGUGGCAAUUUUAACAAAUUUUGCUGAAAGAUAUUUCACUUACAUUUCUACCCAAACUUGGAGUAACUAAAAGUUCAACUUCCAUAGUAAUUCUUCCUUUCUCUUUUCCAAAAGCUAAGUUAUUGCCAUCUCAUUCUUUCUAUUCUUUUUAUUCAAUCAAUUGUGGAAGGAAUGCACACUAAGGGAACAUCUGCUCGAACUACCGAUUAAUUAAUGAAGUAAAGAGAUGCCGUGAAAAAUUAUGAUGGUUAGAAAAGCCUUCUGGUAUUCCUGUAAAAUUUUACACAUCUGCUGGAACUACAAAUAAUUUUAAUGACGUAAAGUGAUGCCGUGAAAAGUUAUGAUGAUUAGAAAAGCGUUUUGGUAUUCCUGUAAACUUUUGGAAGUUUAUUGGAGAGGUGGAGCGGUUCAGCAAAAUCAGUGGAAAAAGAGUGUGUUAGUGGCGAUAUAUAAAUCCAAAGAAGAUAAUCAAUAUUAUAUGAGCUGUUGUGGUAUAAAACAUAUAAAUCGUAUGAUGAAAGUUUGGGAAUGAGUAUAUAGGCUUUUGGACAUUAUAAAGGUGAUAGAAAGCCCACUUAGAUACAUGACAGUGCUUCAAGCCCCAUGGACUGUUGGUAUCUGAUUGAAGGUGCGAAAUUGGGAUGAGGUAGACCUAAAUCUCAUGGAAUUUUCAGAUCUGAUGAGAAGGAAAGGUGUAAAUAUUAUGCUUUUCCUACAUCUUUU
Lycium ferocissimum is the source of this 2411-nucleotide messenger RNA. Its product is annotated as probable lipid phosphate phosphatase beta. The transcript has a single exon. NCBI's taxonomy places the organism in Eukaryota, Viridiplantae, Streptophyta, Magnoliopsida, Solanales, Solanaceae. The record is from RefSeq and is a predicted model, not a curated record. The coding region runs from base 135 to 788 and encodes 217 amino acids. Gene Ontology annotation, molecular function: sphingosine-1-phosphate phosphatase activity.